CAUUUGGAGCAUGCACUUUAUGUGAAAAAUUGAAAUCCUGGAACGCAUCAAUUUCGUACAAUGGGGGAUACAAAGGAAAUCGAUAAGAAUGCUCACAACCUCGAGAAUGAAAUGAUGGAGAUUGGAGGACGAAACGAAUAUGAGUAUUCCGCAGAGCCGCUGCAGAUUGACGACGAUGUUUUGUACGAUUCUGAAUACCUGGAAGAUUCGGAACAGCCGGCACACGAUGUUUGCUCGGAUUUUAGUAUUGAGUCUGACCCAUCGACUUCCAAGGGUCUACCAGCAAAAAAGGCAAAGAUUAAUCGGAGUUUCUGCGCCAACAUGAAGAGUAUAACGGCAGUAUUGAGCGGAAAGAAGUUCAGAUUCCAAGCCCCAGUUUACUUGAAGAAGUUCAAAAAUCAAAAGUCAUAUGAAAACUGCGGGACGGUUAACGUUGAUGGAGACACAACCGAAGAAGUUGUUCUAAAAAUUUGGGAGUUCUGUUCCAAGUUUGUUUAUCGCGCCGUUUCUUUCUCGGAACCGUCCGAUUCACGAGCUGACCCUAAGUGGACUGAAUUUUCGCCGAAAUACGAUGAACGUGAUACAUUUAUUGUUUUUCAGGAUAAAUCUAGCAAGAAAAACAUUGCUCCCUCUAAAGUAGAUAGUAAUACUUUGGUAAAUUGGCUAGUAAAAGAAGUUUUCGUAAUCGUAUACAAGUACUCGGAAUCAGUUACAAGUCUUGAGAAAUGGCGUCUUGUUGAAAACCAGCUCCUUCGCCUAUUAGAAACUGACCGUUCGGGUGCGGAAUCUGUAACUUCCAUAAACCGGCUGAAGGAGGAGCUCAAACGCAUACACGGAAAGUACCUAUCAGGUGACGACGUUAAUUGGGGAUGCUGGGCAUGUCGGAUAUCGAGCAAGCCGUAUGAACAACGAGAAGAUCUGAAAAACCAGGCGCCUCCCGAACAUCUUAUUAACCUUUUUUGCAGUGUACCUGUCCAUAGUGACACAAUUUUGGUAAAAGCAAGACUUGAUCUACAGGUGGCCAGCACGGUUAACUCUGCAUUCCGAAACAUACUCGGCGAACUGAAAAAUGAUCACCAACAAGCGAGCAACAUAUUGAACAUUAUGGGAGAAAGGAUUUCGAUGAUGGAGGCUAAGCAGAAAGAAUACGACGACAUGUUAGCAGCAAUGAACACUUCAGUGAGUGUGAAGGAGAAUAAAUUUUCGGUUGAGCUUGCUCAUAGUGUUACAAACUGCCUCGACGUAGAUCAUGAUUUGAUUUAAGUUUGUUUAUUUUUACCUGUGGCUGAUUAAAAACAAUUUCCGACUGGAAC
This is a messenger RNA of Wyeomyia smithii (pitcher-plant mosquito), 1313 nucleotides long. RefSeq lists its product as uncharacterized. The record is from RefSeq and is a predicted model, not a curated record. The transcript has 2 exons. NCBI's taxonomy places the organism in Eukaryota, Metazoa, Arthropoda, Insecta, Diptera, Culicidae. The coding region runs from base 61 to 1263 and encodes 400 amino acids.